CAACAUCAUAAACCGUUGAGUGAAUUUCCGAGUGUUUUUCAGUACAGGAUGGCUGUACGUGGGGGUCCCGGGCUCCUCUGGGUUCUGUGGCUGCUAUCGGUGUUUGAGGCGGUCUAUCCGCUGAAUUCCGGCAUGCUUUUUCCCCAGGAGUCUUCCUCCAGGGAGCUGAAGGAGCUGAGCGGGCUGUGGGACUUCAGGGCGGAUAAAUCUCCCAACAGGAAGCAGGGUUUUGAGCAGGCAUGGUACAAACAACGGCUGACAGAGACUGGCCCAGUCAUUGACAUGCCAGUUCCUGCCAGCUAUAAUGACAUCACGCAGGACCCCACUCUGAGAGAUUUCAUCGGCUGGGUGUGGUACGAACGUGAAGUGGUGGUGCCCACACGCUGGAUCGCUGAUGAAGGAACGAGAAUUGUUCUCAGAGCGGGAAGUGCUCACUACUACUCAGUGAUGUGGGUUAAUGGAGUAAAAGUGACGGAGCAUAAAGGUGGCCAUCUUCCUUUUGAGGCUGAGAUCGGCAGUUUACUCCGUGCAGAGCCUUCUAAGUCGUGCAGGAUCACCAUCGCUGUUAACAACACUCUAAGUCUGGAGACGCUUCCUCCUGGAACCAUCCAGCACUUCAACGACCCCACCAAAUAUCCUGAUGGAUUUUUUGUGCAAAACAUCUAUUUUGAUUUCUUUAACUACGCUGGAAUCCAUCGUCCCGUCCUGCUGUACACAACUCCAAAGGCUUAUGUGGACGACAUCACUGUGGUGACAGACUUCAAAGAUAACACUGGAUUUGUGAAAUAUAAAGUCUCAAUACAAGGAGCAACCUCAGCCACGCUGAAGGUCACUCUGAUAGACAGAGACGGUCACUGCAUGGCCUCCUCCAGCGAGCCAUCUGGAGUGCUGCAAGUUGUUGACGUCAAGCUGUGGUGGCCAUACUUGAUGCACGAGAAUCCAGCCUAUCUGUAUUCACUGGAGGUUCGAGUUUUGGUAUCUGAUAAGGGAUCAGAAUCUGAGGACGUUUACACCCUACCGGUCGGCAUCCGCACAGUCAGCGUCACCAGCAGCCAGUUUCUUAUCAACAACAAGCCUUUCUACUUCCACGGUGUCAAUAAACAUGAGGAUGCUGAUAUUCGAGGGAAAGGCUUUGACUGGCCGCUCAUCGUCAAAGACUUUAACUUACUGAAGUGGUUGGGGGCCAACUCAUUCCGCACCAGCCACUACCCGUACGCCGAGGAGAUCCUGCAGAUGUGUGACCGUCACGGUAUCGUGGUGAUCGACGAGUGCCCAGGGGUGGGCAUCAAAGACAUCCGCAGUUAUGGAAAUGCCUCCCUGACCCAUCACCUGUAUGUCAUGGACGAGCUUAUACGGCGGGACAAGAACCAUCCAUCUGUGGUCAUGUGGUCGGUGGCCAAUGAGCCAGCAGCUGAGAUGCCUCCUGCUGAGUACUAUUUUAAGACACUAAUAAAACACACCAAAGCUCUGGACUCCACCAGGCCUGUGACUUACAUCACAGACAGUAACUACGCCAGAGACAAAGGGGCCCCCUUUGUGGAUGUGAUCUGUGUGAACAGUUAUUUCUCCUGGUAUCAUGAUCCAGGACACCUGGAGGUCAUCCCCAUCCAGCUCAAUACGCAGUUUGAGAACUGGUACGGAAAGUACCAGAAACCCAUCAUCCAGAGCGAGUACGGCGCUGACGCUGUGCUGGGGCUUCACAGUGACCCGCCCAUGAUGUUUACAGAGGAAUACCAGAAGGCCGUUCUACAGAGCUACCACAGCGUGUUUGACCAGAAGAGGAAACAAUAUGUCAUUGGUGAACUCAUCUGGAACUUUGCAGACUUCAUGACUGCACAAGGGAUCACCCGUGUCGUCGGGAACAAGAAGGGUGUGUUCACCCGACAGCGGCAGCCCAAAUCAGCAGCGUUCCUCCUGAAAGAGCGGUACUGGAGACUGGCUAAUGAAACGGGCAGACUGCCUGUUUGGACCAAAUACCCCUGCUCACUCUGACACUUUGCAGUGUUAGAAUGAAAGUGAGUGAUGCCGUGUAAACUCUACACUUGAUGGUAAAUGCUGAAGAAGAUCAAGACCAAACAGCUGAAGAGGUGCUUUCCUGUUACAUGAACUAUACCAGUACUUUGAUAGGACUUCCAGCAGAGAGUUUUGUAUUCAGUUUUCAGAUUCAUAGAAAGAAGCAUCUGUUGUUGUUGCUGCUUCCUUUUUAAAGGUGCAUUUGAUAACAAUAACUACAUUUGUGAUACAAGAUCAGCUCUAACUUUCCUCCAGGGAGGUGUCAGCUGAGUUUACCUUACAUAAAAAGCGCAUGAUUUCCUCUUAUCUUUUACAAGAGGAACACACUGCUUAUUUUUCUUUUCCUCUGUGAGUAAAUACAUCAAUUAUCAAACAUUGCUUUUGCAGUUUUUAUACACACUAUGCCACAAGCAUCUGUCACUUCUUUGCAUUGUUCUUCAAGUCUGAAUGUUAAAGUUUUUUAAGGAAAAAAGUACUGAAAACAUGUAAUUUGAAUGUGAAUUACAAUGCUGAAACCAAUCUUAAAAGUGUUUUAUUUUUAUAUGCUUAAAUCAACUGAAAGAAAAUCUAAUAAUUGGUUUAUUAAACACUGAAAAACUA
Cheilinus undulatus (humphead wrasse) is the source of this 2613-nucleotide messenger RNA. RefSeq names its product glucuronidase, beta (gene gusb). The record is from RefSeq and is a predicted model, not a curated record. Gene Ontology annotation, molecular function: carbohydrate binding; beta-glucuronidase activity. Lineage: Eukaryota; Metazoa; Chordata; Actinopteri; Labriformes; Labridae. Bases 49 to 1992 code for a protein of 647 amino acids. Gene Ontology annotation, biological process: glucuronoside catabolic process; carbohydrate metabolic process. The transcript is spliced from 12 exons.